AUGACACACGAUAAUAUCAGUGCUUCAUUUCGCCCGAUUACUGAAUUAGCAGAUUUAACUCCUCAUGCUGAAUUUCUACCAUAUCCUAACAACGACUUCGAUGUAUCUAUCGAUGAAGAUCUUCAACGAAUGGAAACGAAGAAACCCGUCAGUGAUUUUAAUCAUCGACAUGAUCAAAUUAAUAAUACUAACGAAGUAAAUCCAUGCUUUCCGACAAGAACGGAUCGAAUGGCAAUGAUGAAUGGUGCUUCCAUUCGGAAAUGUUGUGAAAUGUUCAAGGAGUAUCUUAAUAGAAUCGUUGAACAUCGAAAAUUUCGUCAUCAUCUACGUCAAUUUUUCAAUGUCAGUUUUCUUUCAUUCAUCCACGGUAUAUGCAUCAGCCAGAAAGAAAAUUAUUUACUCAAACGAGUCCACAAUGACUCUCGUGGUUCUCGUCGUUUGAUUCAUUUACCAUCCGCUUUAAACUCGUCUCUGAUUCAUCAUCGAGAAUACGUACAUUUCGAGUUUGAUGCUUUUCGGAUUGAAAUGCACAUUGUCGUAGAUGAUACAGGAGUUAAAAAUGGUAUUGAAAUAAAACCAUCGGGCGAUGAGACAUUUCGAUUAGAUAUUCUUUUAGGAAAAAUCACUGUAUGCUUUCGCUUUCCAUCGACUAAUUUGAUUGUUCUCUUUGAAUAUGAUGUGCCAUUUACUAUGGUCUUAAAUAGUUCAUAUACAAAACGCACAGUUCUCUUUUGGUUCCAUCACAAGGAAAUGGUUGUUAUCCAUCAGAAAGUUGCAUUUCUCUACGGAAUCGAUCUAUGCUUUGGCUGA
Molecule: messenger RNA, 810 nt
Organism: Adineta ricciae
Lineage: Eukaryota; Metazoa; Rotifera; Eurotatoria; Adinetida; Adinetidae
Source: the annotation of a GenBank genome assembly